UGUGCUUUAGCUUCUCCCGUUCCUUCUAAAUACUGAGUUUUAAUCCGUGGUCAUCGAAGCUUAUUUGCAAAAAUGGUGGUUAAUCCGGCUGCAGGCAACAACCGAAAGGGGCAAAGUGGUGCCUUCAAGGAUAAGAGCAAGCCUAAGGACAUCAGGUCGAGCAAUAUUACGGCUGCCAAAGCUGUUGCCGAUGCCAUCAGGACUAGCCUUGGCCCGAGGGGGAUGGAUAAAAUGAUCCAGUCCGCCAACGGAGAUGUUACGAUCACUAACGAUGGAGCCACAAUUUUAAAGCAAAUGAACGUCAUGCACCCAGCAGCUAAAAUGUUGGUAGAGCUGUCCAGGUCGCAGGACAUUGAGGCUGGUGAUGGCACCACCUCUGUGGUGGUCAUUGCUGGAUCACUGUUGGAGGCUGCCGAGAAGCUGCUGGCCAGAGGCAUCCACCCGUCGGCCAUUUCAGACGCCUUCCAGAUAGCUGCCAAUAAGUCUGUUGAGAUUUUAACAAAAAUGUCGAGGAGAAUCGAGUUGAACGACCGCGAGAGCCUUGUGCAGAGUGCCUCCACCUCACUUAACUCAAAGGUUGUGUCGCAACACUCAUCUCAGCUGGCGCCCCUCGCUGUUGACGCCAUUCUUAAGGUCACAGACCCUGCAAAGGAUGACAACGUUGAUCUUAAGGAUAUUAAAGUGAUCUGCCAACUUGGUGGCACAGUAGACGACACUGAAUUAGUGGAUGGCCUUGUAUUUACUCAAAGGCCAGCAGGAGCCAAUCCUCCUAGAAAGGUUGAAAAAGCCAAAAUUGGUCUCAUCCAGUUCUGCAUUUCUCCCCCAAAAACUGACAUGGACCACAACGUGGUCGUGUCCGACUAUGCAGCAAUGGACCGUGUUUUGAAGGAGGAAAGAGCAUACAUCCUCAACAUUGUGAAGCAGAUCAAAAAGGCUGGUUGCAACGUUCUUCUCAUCCAGAAGUCAAUCCUGCGAGACGCCGUCAGCGACCUUGCGUUGCACUUCCUCGAUAAGAUUAAGGUCAUGGUGAUCAAGGAUGUGGAGCGGGAAGACAUCGAUUUUGUUUCCAAGACUCUGAAUUGCCGGCCAAUUGCCAGCCUGGACCAUUUCACGGCUGAAAACCUGGCUAGCGCCGAUUUGGUCGAAGAGGUUUCUACCGGCGGCACCAACAAGGUGGUCAAAAUCACUGGCAUCCAGAACCAGGGCAAAACCGUCACCGUUUUGGUCCAGGGCAGCAACAAGCUAGUGCUUGCUGAGGCUGAACGAUCCCUCCAUGAUGCCCUGUGCGUCAUUCGCUGCCUCGUCAGAAACAGGGCUCUAAUUGCUGGCGGUGGUGCACCUGAAACUGAGGUGUCACUGAGAUUGGCUCAGUAUGCACAAACCCUCACCGGGGUUGAUUCCUACUGCUUGAGAGCUUAUGCCGACGCACUUGAAGUCAUUCCGUUGACCCUGGCGGAGAACGCUGGCCUGAACUCCAUUGCCACUGUGACUGAGCUGAGGAACAGGCAUGCGCAAGGCGAGCAAACUGCAGGAAUCAACGUUCGCAAGGGCGCAGUGACAAACAUCCUGGAAGAGGAGGUGGUGCAGCCACUGCUGGUGUCAACCAGCGCUAUCACCCUGGCAACUGAGACUGUGCGCAGUAUUCUCAAGAUUGACGACAUCGUCAACACAAUGCAGUGAAUUUGAAAUCUCUCCCAACACGCUAAUUUAUGUAACGAACAUUAAUAAUUUGAAAUGUGCUUUAAACCACCUGCAAGUAAUACUGGCUAAUUAAUUUUGUCUUGCACAAUUUUUUGUUGAUUCUGUAAUCACAUUAAAAAUGAUACUAAAACAUA
Cloeon dipterum is the source of this 1835-nucleotide messenger RNA. RefSeq names its product chaperonin containing TCP1 subunit 4 (gene CCT4). Gene Ontology annotation, biological process: protein folding. Gene Ontology annotation, molecular function: ATP-dependent protein folding chaperone; ATP binding; ATP hydrolysis activity. NCBI's taxonomy places the organism in Eukaryota, Metazoa, Arthropoda, Insecta, Ephemeroptera, Baetidae. The coding region runs from base 73 to 1680 and encodes 535 amino acids. The record is from RefSeq and is a predicted model, not a curated record. Gene Ontology annotation, cellular component: chaperonin-containing T-complex. The transcript has 8 exons.